Molecule: messenger RNA, 2764 nt
Organism: Micropterus dolomieu (smallmouth bass)
Lineage: Eukaryota; Metazoa; Chordata; Actinopteri; Centrarchiformes; Centrarchidae
Product: cyclic nucleotide-gated cation channel beta-3-like
Exons: 18
Coding region: 129-2408 (759 amino acids)
Biological process (GO): monoatomic cation transmembrane transport
Cellular component (GO): photoreceptor outer segment; plasma membrane; intracellular cyclic nucleotide activated cation channel complex
Molecular function (GO): cGMP binding; protein-containing complex binding; intracellularly cAMP-activated cation channel activity
Source: RefSeq, a predicted model, not a curated record
UCUGUUGUUUGGAUGUGAGACGAGGACUGCGGAGGAUCCCGGGAUUCCGAGGUCUACGCAGGAAAGGGUCUUCAGGAGAAAAAGUGGAUGGGCAGGCCUGUUCGCUGUAGCCCACACCAAGCCCCGCCAUGUUCAGCAGGUUGAAAAUGUUGAUGAGGGCUCCCGAGCCUCCCCCUGCCCAAGCUCCUACCCCGCCUUCUACCCCAGCUCCACCAGCUAAGGAAGAAAAGCCCCCUGAAAAGAAGGAUGAAAAAGAGGAGCAAAAGAAAGAGGAACCAAAGAAAGAGGAGGAAAAGAAAGAGGAACCAAAGAAAGAGGAGGAAAAAAAAGAGGAGGACAAAAAAGAAGAGGAAAAGAAAGAAGUUAAGAAAGAAGAAGAGCCCAAGAAAGAAGAGCCAAAACCAGCUGCUCCUGCUGCUGCUGCUGCUCCAGCCACAGCUGCUCCUGCUGCUCCUGCUGCUGCCAAUCCAGUGGGGGCUGAUGGUGAAGAAGCCCCUCCACCCUCUCCUCCACCUGUUGUCUACUUCCGCUACACAGAUGACACAAUAAGAAGUUUGGUCAAGAAGUUAAGAGAGCGGACAGAGACGCUCAGAGAGAAAGCCAUAGACCCUUACGCCACUUCACCAGAAAUCACCCCGCCAGUCACGCCCAUUCUGAGGAAGGAUGACUACAUCAGGAAGAAGGAGGAGGAGCGGAUAGCGAAAGAAGAAGCAGAUAAAAAGAAGGCAGAAGAGGCUGCCAAAAAGGCAGAGGAGAAGAAGAAAAAGGACGAGGAGAAAAGGAUCGAGGCCGAGAGGAAAGCAGCGGAGGAGAAGAUGUUAGAGGAGGUCCAGAAGAAAGUGAAGUAUAUUCCAGAGAUCAAUUGGUCCUGCUUUGACGUCCCCUUCCGUCCUAUUGAGCUCAAGAUGAAUACCAUCCUGGGAAACACCCUAGAUCCUUUAGAUCGGCGGUAUAUUUCCUGGUUGGCCGUGGUAGCGGUGGCAUUCAACUACAACAUUUGGUUUAGCACAGCACGGAUGGCCUUCCCGUACCACAAUGAAUUUGUCAACCCCUACUGGAUAGUUUGUGACAUUCUAAGUGACUUAGUGACUGUUAUUGACAUCAUCGUGUGGCAGCCCCGACUACAGUUUGUCAAAGCCGGAGAUAUCAUUAAAGACGGAGCUAUGACUAAGGCACAUUAUCGGAAAUCUGUGCGAUUUAAGUUGGAUGUAAUUAGCAUAAUCCCCUUUGACCUUCUCGGCCUGCGCUUUGGAUUCUCCUCCAUUUACCGAUUCAACCGCUUUUUCAGGAUAGAGUCUUUCUUUGAGUUCAGUGAUCGACUCGAGAGCAUCAUGGCCAAGGCCUACAUCUGGAGAGUGGCUCGCACCACAGGUUACCUGCUUUACGUCCUCCAUCUCAACGCCUGUUUCUAUUAUGUUGCCUCAGUAUACCAGGGCAUUGGAUCAACUACAUGGGUAUAUAGUGGAAAAGGCUCAGCCUACCUGCGGUGUUAUUACUUUGCAGUCCGCAGUCUGAUCAACAUCGGCGGUCUUCCAGAGCCCACCUCGACCUUUGAGAUCGCCUUUCAGAUGCUGAACUUUUUCAUUGGCGUCUUUGUGUUCUCCAGCUUGAUUGGACAGAUGAGAGAUGUAAUAGGAGCAGCAACAGCAGGCCAGACAUAUUUUCGGGCGUCGAUGGACGGCUGCGUCGCCUACAUGAACACCUAUAUGAUCCCCAAGCAAGUCCAGAACAGAGUCCGCACCUGGUACAACUACACCUGGGCAGCUCAGGGCAUGCUGGAUGAGUCUGAGCUGCUUGACAAGAUGCCUUUGGUGAUGAAAACUGCCAUCGCUGUGGACAUCAACCUGGCCACCUUCCAGAAGAUUGCACUGUUUCAGGGCUGCGACCAGCAGAUGUUGGUGGACAUGUUGCUGAGGCUCAAGUCCAUCAUCUAUCUACCUGGAGACUUUGUUGUGAAGAAAGGCGACAUCGGUAAAGAGAUGUACAUCAUCAAAAGUGGAGCAGUGCAGGUGGUGGGAGGACCUGACAACAGCAUUGUGUUUGUAACGCUGAAGGCCGGCUGCGUGUUUGGAGAAAUCAGUUUACUACAGUCUGCCAAAGAUGGAGGUAACAGGCGCACAGCUAAUGUGAAAGCACAUGGCUUUGCUAACCUUUCUGUCCUGGAGAAGAAGGACUUGUUUGAUAUCCUCGUCCACUACCCAGAGUCUCAGAAAGUCCUGGCCAGGAAGGGAAGGAAACUGACCAAAGCCAAAGGUCCUGCACCUGCUAAAGCCACUGAUGAUAAGCAGAAGGGUGCGACUCUGUUUGGAGAAAAACCACCAACGCCCAAGUUUCUCAAAGCCUUUGGCAAUUUCAGAAAAGGAGGCUUCAUGGACAAACUCAAGAAUGCUCCAGCGGAGCAGAAAUGAGAGAGGCAUGUGUGACGGUUCUGAGCUUGGCUGCUUCAUAUAUCUGUAUCAUUGUGAAUAUUCCACUUUUCACUGGCUACUGAAAGGCUCACAAGAAGACAGAUUUUACAAGCAGAGGUGUGAAAUGGAGUUGUUGCAACCAUUUCACAUAUGAUUCCCACGCUCUUGAGCACAGACAUCAACUGAAACCUGUGAGAUUAUGCAAAACCAGACUGUAAACAGAGUAUAUAUUCUAGCCCUUUCCCUACCUUGGAAAUGUCUGUAGAUUCCUAAUAGAGACUUCAAUUCAACCUAAUCAGUGCCAGUAGCCAAAUCUUAAGAUCUUUAAAUUGUGCAUCAUUUGUCAUAUAAAGUUA